ACCCCGUGAGAGGGCAGACAGCUAACAAGGGAGACACAAUACUCCCCAUAACCUUCGGGGUUAUCCCGUAAAGAUGAGCAGGAUUACCGGCGUUUUACGGCGUACGUUUGGAAUAGUCCGCGACCACGUCGGGACAGAUCAUUUGGGGAAUAAAUAUUACUUUAUCCCAGAACAGAAGACAUGGACAGGAAGGCCCGUCCGUGCCAAGCGUAUGGUAGUGGCAGCCAAUCCUACAGAAUAUGAAUACAUAGAAGGCAGCAUUCCCAUGGAGUGGGACGCUUGGAUCCGAGGCAGACGGAAGGAGCCCCCCUCCAUCGAGGAGCUGCUGAAGAAUGAGUCUUACAGGGAGCAGAUCAAAUUGAAGGCCAAGGACGUGGAGGAGAAAGAUCUGGCUCUACAGGCCAAGGAGUAUGAGGAAGGUCUGGUGGCGACACCUGCAAAGACUUUGGCCAAGGGCCAUGCAGCCACCACCAGCUUUGGCAAGCAGGAGAUCAGCGAAGACCCCACCAGCACUGCAAACACAUUCCAGCCUGGCUCCUGGAUGCCCAAGAAAUAGACAGACAUCCACAUACAGACUGAGACUGCAGUACAGUAUAGUACAAUCCAAUAGAAAAGCACCUGCAAUAAAUACUACUUGUGUGAAACUUUUUCACUUUAAGUUGAGAAUUUAAUGUUAGAAGCACCUUUCAGUUUAAGGCAAUCCAAGUCAACAACAUCACAAGCUAUGAUCUCAGAAAUUAACUGAGUUUAGUCAUCUCAUCUCUGACUCAGUCUCAAAUAAUUCAGCAUUAUACGUUUCAGAGGAAGUAUUUAUUUCAAGGCUGUUUUAUUGGACUUUAUUUAUUGGGUUUCUAUUUUUCCAGUCCCUCAGUGUAUAUUGAAUAUACACAGGACAAUAACCUUCCCUCAUCUCGAAGCUGAACUAAAAGUGGCCGCAAUGAUUUGAUGUAGCUGGAAGGUCUAUUAAUAAAGCAAAGAAAAACUGAAAUGGUUGUAGUGCAGCAACUAUAAAUACACUGUAUCAUGUAUACGGUAUAUUGUAAGAAAUAAGUUGUAAUAAAUUGUGACUACUUUAA
Messenger RNA from Micropterus dolomieu (smallmouth bass), 1076 nucleotides. It is a transcript of the gene ndufaf2, whose product is annotated as NADH:ubiquinone oxidoreductase complex assembly factor 2. Gene Ontology annotation, cellular component: membrane. NCBI's taxonomy places the organism in Eukaryota, Metazoa, Chordata, Actinopteri, Centrarchiformes, Centrarchidae. The record is from RefSeq and is a predicted model, not a curated record. The transcript has 4 exons. Gene Ontology annotation, biological process: mitochondrial respiratory chain complex I assembly. Bases 74 to 556 code for a protein of 160 amino acids.